Messenger RNA from Eptesicus fuscus (big brown bat), 1405 nucleotides. RefSeq names its product prostate and testis expressed 2 (gene PATE2). The transcript has 5 exons. NCBI's taxonomy places the organism in Eukaryota, Metazoa, Chordata, Mammalia, Chiroptera, Vespertilionidae. The record is from RefSeq and is a predicted model, not a curated record. The coding region runs from base 133 to 474 and encodes 113 amino acids.
CUAACUUGUGCCCUAGUUUGCUGAUCUUCUCUUCCCGCGGUAUUGUCAUUUGAAGAAGUGCCCAAGGACAGAUCACUGGAGGAGAUUAACCAGCACGUUCCUCGGGAAAGUGCGCACGACCCAAGCCCAAGGAUGUUCGCUCUGUUUUUGCUGGGCCUGUUCUCUCUGGUCUGCACCAAUGAUGGUGAACUUCAGAGGUAUCUCAUAGAGCCUUCAGUACUAUGCUAUAAAUGUAAAAAAUUUCAUCUUGGGUUAUGCUAUGACACCAUGAGUUCCUGCAACCUGCAGUACCAGCAGUCCUGUGCUACUGAGAACAUUUACAUCCUUACAAGAAAAGGGCAGAGUAUAUACUAUUAUUCAAUACUGUCAUGUAUGACCAACUGUGAGGACGUCAACUUCUUGGGUUUUGAGAAGAGGACGGAGCUCAUCUGUUGCAAACAUAGUAACUAUUGCAACCUCCCCGAGGGAUCCUAGCUCGGCAUCUCUCCUGGGUUUGGGGUCAUUCUUCAACUCCCCAUUCCUUUUAUUUCCUCCCCCAAACCUGUAUCUUGCUCUCCUCUUCUAGCCAUGGUAGAGAGUGAGAAAACCUGCUGAUAGCAAAAACAGUAGCAGUCACAAGAAGAAAUAGAGGAGGGUAGCUGAGUCUCAUUAAUUACGGAGCGUUAGACCGAAUUUUUCAAAUCUCUGCUGUUUGCCUCUGGCCGGGGGUUUGGUUUCCUCAUGAUGGUCAUGCCAUAAACAGGGUUAGGUUUAAAAUUAUCAUUGCCUAUAUGGAAAUGCCAAGACUCGCUUCAAAAUAAUCCCAAGCCAGUACUGAGAAUUCUGUAACCCUACUUUAUCCUCAUCUGUACCCAGCCUUCUGGGUUGGGGUUCUUUGGAUUAGCCCUCACACCUCCAGGCACUCUCCUUCUGCUCAUGGGUUAUGGAGACAGAAGAGGACUAACUCUAGCUUCCCAAUUGGCUGGCAACAUGAGCCACAUCUUUCUCUGGUAGAGAGCUCUUUGGUGGUGGGGGUGAGGUGGGAGGAGGGCAGAGUGUAGGAGAAGCAGGAAUCAAGCUAGAAAACCUGGGCAGGCAUAGGGAUAAAGCAUCAAGGAAAAUUUUAAGGGCAUUUCAGUUUGUGGAAACUAAGAUUUGGGAGACAAUUUGGUGUGAGUGGAGUUAUGAUGGCCCUACCUAGCCAGGUAGCCAGGUAGCCAUGUAGGGAUUGAACUGAGGGUGGAGGCCUUGCCGUAGCCGGUUUGGCUCAGUGGGUAGAGUGUCGGCCUGUGGACUGAAGUGUCCUAGGUUUGAUUCCAGUCAAGGGCACAGGCCCAGGUUGUGGGCUCAGUCCCCAGUAGGGUGGGCGUGCAGGAGGCAGCCGAUCAGUGAUUCUCUCUCAUCAUUGAUGUUUCUAUCUCUCUCU